UUAAAAUCUUCAAAAAACUUACCGUUUGUUGACUGUGGAUGUCACUGGACACUGUACACGUUCAACAAUAAUUGUUUUGUGUUCCAAAAAAAAUGAUUUACAUUUUGAUACGCAAAUUACAAAUAAUAAUAAUUAUAAUAAUCAUUAACAUAUCCCGACGCCGAACUAAUAGUUUAAUGAUCAAUUUAAAAUCGAUUUUGUGCUUAUCAUAAUGGCUUAUAUCUUUAUAUAAAUUCAAUUCAGCCAACCAGCAGCAAUUCAGUCUUGCAAACAAUUCGAAUUCACCAUGUUCAUAAAACUAAUCCUCUGUGCCGUCAUUCCACUACUACUAAUUGUUAAUCAGUUUGAUUCCAUUGAGGGCGUGAAAAUCGAUCAUGUCGGCAUCCGAGUGCUUUCCGUGCCAAGCAAAAACGUGAAAAACGUCAAGGUUUUCAACAUGACGAACAAAAAUGGCGAUCGAACGUUCGGUGGAUCUUUCACUCUCUUGAGAGAUCUCACAAAUAAUCUAGUGAUGAAUAUUAAAACUUACUUCGAUCGUAAGGGGAAAAUCAUUCCUACGCCAGUCAAAAUGUCGCCGAAUAUUUGCGAAGCGUUCGAGAAGAACACUUUAAAGCUGCGCAGCAUUUUCGACAGCUCCAACCUUUCGGAUUGUCCAAUUAAAGCUGGGAGUUAUAAGAUUACCAACUGGAUACCAGAUGAAAACGAAAUUCCCAGCAUGCCGCCUGGCCGUUAUCAAGUUGACUUCACAUUUGUGGUCGACAAUGAGGAAUAUGCAACGUUUCGUUGGAUGGGCGGCAUUGUUAGGUAACCGAUUGCGAUGAUAACUUGGUUUAUGUGUGUGUGAUGUUGUAGAAUUAGCGGUAAAAAGGAAAUAAACGAACCGAACGUUCACAAAGCAAUACAACAA
Molecule: messenger RNA, 907 nt
Organism: Dalotia coriaria
Lineage: Eukaryota; Metazoa; Arthropoda; Insecta; Coleoptera; Staphylinidae
Exons: 4
Coding region: 287-808 (173 amino acids)
Source: RefSeq, a predicted model, not a curated record